AGAACUUUGAAAUAAGAGGUGCAGUUGUAAUGAAAAACAAUCUAAACAAGGUUCGUACCACAAUGAAUAGACCAAGGUGGAUUGGUCCGGAUGUGUGGAAUUCAUUGUGAAAUCAAUGGGGAACUCAAGAAUUUAAAAAGAAGAGAAUACAAGCAAAAACAAACCGAGCAUCUGAUUGUGGUGGUUUUGGAGGAUCCCUUCACACAUGUGGCUCUAUCACCUCAUCCCAACAUAGAGCUAAUAUGACUGAACAAAAUGGUACUCCUCCUAAUCCUUCGGAGUUGUUUCUUCACACGCACCAACACCGCAAGAAUAAUACUUGGGUUGAUAAAAGAUCAGAAUAUGUGCAUAAAAAGUUUACAGAUAGGUGGGAAGAGUUGAUCCAAGAAUCAUCUCAACAAGGGACUCCCCCACCGGCUCAAUUAGAUGUGUGGUGUGAUGUUGCAGGUAUAAGAAAAGGAAGAGUAUAUGGUCUCGGAAUGGAAUCUACUGUAAUAACAGGGAAGCCAACUUAUCGUGGUUCAUGUUCUUCGUCAACCGAGUCGGUUCAACGACAUGAAUUUGAAGAAAUGAGAAAUGAAAGGGAUCAACUUCGUGAGGAAUUGGCUAACACAAAUAGAGUUGUUGAGUAUAACAAUCAAAUGCUAAAACAGUUGAUGGACAGUUUGAAUUUUCAACCAAAGCCAUAUUCUAGAGAUCAAGUUCAUAACGAUGAGGUUGGUGAUAAUGAUGAUGACAUUGAAGAUGAGAUUGGUGAUAAUGAUGAUGACAUUGGUGUUUAGGUUGCUGAUGAAGAGAUGCACUUAGAAUGACAUACAAGUGACCAUGAAAAUAUGUUGUUUUGUUAUAUUAAAACAAGUUUAUUGUUUUUUUAAUACUUAUAAAUACUUUAUCAUCUUGUGUUCUUUUGGUAAAUUGAAUAUAUAAAAUACUUUAUAUCUUGUUCUUUUGUUAAA
Vicia villosa (hairy vetch) is the source of this 956-nucleotide messenger RNA. RefSeq lists its product as uncharacterized. NCBI's taxonomy places the organism in Eukaryota, Viridiplantae, Streptophyta, Magnoliopsida, Fabales, Fabaceae. The coding region runs from base 243 to 782 and encodes 179 amino acids. The transcript is spliced from 3 exons. The record is from RefSeq and is a predicted model, not a curated record.